Messenger RNA from Effrenium voratum, 4116 nucleotides. NCBI's taxonomy places the organism in Eukaryota, Dinophyceae, Suessiales, Symbiodiniaceae. The record is from the annotation of a GenBank genome assembly.
CCGAAGCGAGUGCCCUGCCCGGCCCUUUGAACGAGCCAGGCAGCAAGCAAACUGGGCAAGGAGGACCUAGCAUACGACAAAUUCCCGACGAUCGCGCCACUCAUGCGGACGUCGGCCGACGGAUGGGCCGACUGGGGGUGCUGCCCCUGGCUCUUCGGCGCGUCCAGCCGCUCUCCGGCCCUUCGUUUUGCGCCGGACGCGAGCCCGAAGGAUGCGGAGGUUCAUGAAGUCGCGGCUACGCCGGAGAGCCUUCCGGAGUUCUUCAUGGACAUUGCGGACGACCACCCGGAUCAGGAAGCUGCAAGCCGCGACCUGGUGCACGCCAACUUUUGCGCCUUUCAGGAAGAGAACCUUCUCUUCGCGCCCCCGGCGCCGCUGCCCCUGCCGGUGCUGGUGGUCACCGGCUUCUUGGGCAGCGGCAAGACCACGCUGCUGAAGCAGCUGAUGCAGCGGCGGGGUAACCUUCGUGUGGCUUGUGUGGCCCAUGACCUCGCUGGUGCCAACGUGGACGGCGCUUUCCUUGCCAGCGAGCGAGGCUUGGGCAAGGGCGAGUACCUGUUCCAACAGGCGAUGGCGGCGUGCCGGGAUGGCGACAUUGCGGCUCUGUCCGGCUGCGCUUGUUGCCCUGGCUUCGACGAUGCGCUGGCCGCCGCGGUGAGAAGUGCGUUGACACAAGGUGCUGAUACCGGACUGUUGGAUUACCUGGUGCUGGAGACCAGUGGCGCUGCGGACCCCCGGCGCAUGGUUGCCGCCCUGGAGGUCCGCUUCGGGCCGUUGGCCCGCGUGCGCUUGGACCGCGUGGCGACGCUGGUCGACGCGGAGCGCUUCAUAGCUGAUGCCAGCGCUUGGGAGGACGCUUCCCAGGCGACUGGAGAGGAGCUGCUGCAGCUGGCGCAGCUCUCGGUGGCGGACCUGGUGCUGCUGAACAAGGUCGACUUGAUCAGCGAGGAGGCCCUGGGCCGAGCCGAAGAUUUGCUGAGGCGCCUGUGCCCUCAUGCGAAGGUGAUAUCCUGCUGCCGGGGGGAUGUGCCGGUUCCAGAACUCUUGGACGUGGAGGCAGCUGUAUCUGUGGCAGCGGCUGUAUCCCACGAGGACACGCCUGCUUGCUGGCAGGUUUCGAGCAGCAGCCUGGAACCUGCACGCCACCACGAGUCCGGGCUAAGCCCCGGCCUGGGCGACGGGAAGGUCCACCAUCGAGUGGUGGAGUGGUCGAGUCGUGACAACGGCAGCUUGGUGCAGCUGUCGAAGCUGCAGAGCCUGCUUUCGGAGCAGCUGCCGCGCAUGCGGCGCUGGCUCCGGCGUGGCAAGGGCGUCCUAAGACUGGCCGAGGACCCUUCGGCCCGCUGGGAGUGGGAGCUGAGCGGCCAGCUGCGCUUCAACCUCCGCAGGUUCGAGGGAGGAGCUCCCAGCAGCCUGGUGCUGAUCUUCUCAGACAGCGUGCCCGACGCCGUGCAGCGCGAGGCGGAGGCGGCGCUGCACGCCCUCGCGGACUGCGACGGAUCGCUCGGGGAGCUUGAGGCUGAGGCCUCGGAGCUGGCGAAGCUGGGCUUCGAGGUCUUGGAGGACCCCAAGAACGCCCAGCCCUGCCUGCGCUUCCGGCUCACAGGCCGCGACCGUUUCAAGCUGCCUGCUGAUCUGGACCUGUCCGAGCCGCCUUACCGCAUCGACCUGGACGCCAUGAACGCGGAGCUGGCGCUGCUGGUGAGCUCCGAGAAGGGCCCCAACUUCCUGGGCGCAGGAGCCGCCAUUUGUCCCGCCACGAAGAGGAGGGUUCUGGCGCUGCUGUGGCCGCUGGGAAUGAAAGCAGAUGGCGAUCGGCCUUCAGCCUUCAGCGCUGUCUUGGCCGCGCUGCGGAGGGAGGCGGAGGGUCUGCUCACGCGGCGCUUCGGCCACGUGACGACCUGCAUGUGCGGCCAGGAAGGAUAUGUGACCUAUGAGUUCGUGGAGAGAGUGAGUCGCCCGAUCCUGAGGUGGAACAAGGAGCGGAUUCGGGUCCUUGGAGUCGACAUCGAGCGCAAUGAGGGGCGGUGGCACUUCGCGAUGACCUUUCCCGUCCGGGUGAAGGGCGAGAAUGACAAAAAGUUCGAUGACGCGGUGUGGAACCCGGCGCACCUCUGGAAGUCCAUCUUCCCCAGCGAGAUGGAGGUGGACGCGGGCCUGGAGGAUGGCAUGUCCUGGGAGAGCUUCACGGCCAUGGUGCGGGAGAACGUGAAGAAUUACCUGGUGGAACUCGGCUGCGAGGUAGACCAAUUCUACAGCGUGGACAUGGAUGAAAUCUUCAUGGUCUUCUGCUUGCCCACAGGGACCGCAAUGACGGAACUGGCCAUGAAGGUGGACGCGCGGGUGCGCAUCUGCCCCACGGCCUAUGAAAAGACGAAGAAGUUUCAGUGCCCCACGGACAUCAAGCAAGGCCAGGAGUUUGUGGUCCGAGACGUUGGCAUCAACCUGAAAGGUGAGACAGUGAACAAUCAGUGCCCUGCCUUCGUUCGCUACACGCAUCACACUCAGGGCAAGGCGGAGGAGCUUACAGAGACGGAGAUCCUGCGGGUCUGCAAGCGGGGCUUCCGGACGUGCUUCAGCGACCAGCAUUUGCUGCAGGUGGGGGUGUGCCGGCUCUUCUUCGCAGUGCACAAGUGGGACCAGCUGAUGGAGCUGUACAAGCGGGGCUGGAACGACCCCACCAGGCUGAUUUACUGGCCCCACGAGGGUAUCACGGAUGAGGUGGCAGAGUACUUCGGCGCGCAUGCAGCCACCUUCUUCCACUUCUACAACAGCUUCACCCGCUGGAUGCUCUUCCCAGCUUUGGUCAGCGUCAUCAUCACGGCGGCCCGCCCGUUUGUGCCUACUGGUGUGGCCCACUGGGUGGACAGCGGCUUUGGCGUUGGCAUGUGCAUUUGGACCACCUUGUACCUCUCUCGCUACCGGCACCUCAUGAACGUGAAGCUCCUGCGCUGGGGGAUGGGCGGCUCUAUCGACAACUCGAUCCCAGUUAGACGGCAGUUCCAGGAUGAGUUGCGAGGCACCUGGUCCGAGGGCGGGCGUGCGCUGUUUCACUGGUUCCUUUGUGCCCUCUUCAUCGCGGAGACCUUUUGGAUGGUGAGCUUCGUCGCAAGCCUGCGGCUUAAGGCGCUGCACGCACCGGAAGGGACCAUGUUCUUCAGCAUCGACAACGAGACGAUGUCCUCCUGUCUCAAGUACGUGGUCACUGCAAACAUCAAGAUCGUGGAUGCCGUAUGGUCUCCGCUGUCCAUUUGGCUGAGCAAGUGUGAAAAUCACCGCACAGAGGUGGACAUGAAAUCCAGCAUGGUGCUGAAGCUCUUCGCGGUGAAGUUUGUGAUCUUCUACUACCCUUUCGCGCGGACCAUCAUUCUGCAGCCCAUGGUGGAGGGCUGCCCUGGGGGGGAGAUGCUGGGCUGCCUCAGGGAUCUGAGGUCGGAUUUGCAGGUCUUCUUCGUGACGCAAGUGAUCUCGGUGGCGGCCGGGCUCCUGCUCCAGCUCUUCUUCAUGUGGAAGACCGUCCACAACGAGCUCAAGCGAAAGAAAGACCAGAACAAGCUCCUGACCUACUUGGAAGUCCAGGGCAUGCUGGCGGAGUACGAUGAAGCUGCCGAGGUGGAAGACUUCAUGCAGGUGGCCCUGAACUUUGGUUUCCUGUCCAUGUUUGGGACAGUUUGCCCUAUGAUGUGCGUCCUGUGUUUCCUGCUGAACUUCCCUUUGAAGAGGCUGCUUGCGUACCGCUUCUCUUUCGCGCAGCAGCGUACCAUCCCUACAAUGUGCACUGGAGUUGGGUCUUGGGCAUCCAUCCUGAGCUUCCUUGCGUACAUCGGGGUCACGUGCACCUGCUACAUUGUCAUUUUUUGCCUCCACAACUUUGCGAGCGAAGGCAUUAAAUGGAAGCUGAUCUACUUCAUUGUGGGGGAGCGGUUGCUGCAGGUCCUGAAAUUGAUCCUAGACGCCUCGGUGGGGGAGAAGUGCGUGGCCCAGCAGCGCAUCGAGGAGUGCAACGACGACGCGGUGGAUCUGAUUCUGCACCCCCACCUCGCGCAGCGGAACAGACACCAGCUGGCUUCAGGGGGUACCACGCCCAUGAAGGAUCACGCCACGCAUACGUUCUAA